Maniola jurtina (meadow brown) is the source of this 4002-nucleotide messenger RNA. RefSeq names its product argininosuccinate lyase (gene Argl). The transcript has 8 exons. Gene Ontology annotation, molecular function: argininosuccinate lyase activity. Gene Ontology annotation, cellular component: cytosol. The coding region runs from base 888 to 2312 and encodes 474 amino acids. The record is from RefSeq and is a predicted model, not a curated record. NCBI's taxonomy places the organism in Eukaryota, Metazoa, Arthropoda, Insecta, Lepidoptera, Nymphalidae.
AUCCCUAUCAUAUUUUAGGGCCGGCCCAAAUGUUUUGCCGGCGGCGCGGUGCGAGGCAUUUUGGCACCCUCAUUCACUCCACCCAGGCCCUCGAUUUGCUUUUUUCCUCGUAUUGUUUUUUACGAAACCAACAACGUUGAAUAAAAAUUUCGUAAAAUUGAAUGCGAGCGAGAAAUCAGUUAUUUAUCCUAUCUACGAGUUGGAAUGUGGAAAUCAAGUCUAGCUAUAUAACUAUACCUACCUACCUGCUGGCUUAUUGAUAAAGAGUGAAGUUUUGAUAUUUAUACAGACAAGAAAAAAAUAGUGUUAUUUAAUAACGAAAGCGAGUUGUAACCUACAUUAUUAUUACUAUCAAAAAGCACGAGCGAAACGAGCCCGAUUUUUUUCAGAUAUUGCCCAUUUUGAUCCGUUUUGGCGUUUCCCCGAAAUUAAAUCUAGAUACCUCCCGCUAUUUACUUGUAAAGAAUGAAAAUAUAAUGCUGUAGUCACAAUUAACAACUAAGUAGGUAUAUAAUUUAAAAAAAGUGUAAGCGAAGCGAGCACAGUAUAUUUUAAAAUAGAGACCACUGGAGGCGCAUUUUUGAGUCGGGUGCGCCCCCCUUAUGAUGGCGCCGAUUGCGGUUCCACAACUCGCACACCCCUGGGCCAGCCGCCCGGCUGUUAUCAAUACAAACACGUAGAAGCAAGCACUUGCGUAGUAUUUUAAGUAUAUACCUACCUACAGAAUUGAAGUAAUAAUCACAUAUAUGUAAAGCAAAAACAGUUAAACAAAAGUGUUUCAGUGAAUUCUUGGUGAUUAAAAUAUUUAAUUGGCCCCUUGUUGGCACAAAGAAAAUAAGUUGUAAUAGUUACAUACUCUACCUAAAUAUUAUAUUCGUUUAUGUCAUAUGGAUGAAAGAUACCAGCUAUGGGGAGGUUGCUUUGAAGAAGAGCCUUCGGCGGUGUUGCGACGUUUAAAUGAUUCGCUGAGCGUCGACGUGAGGCUUUUUCGCGAAGACAUCAGAGGCAGUAAGGCCUGGGCCGCAGAAUUAUAUCGAAGUGGGCAUCUUUCAGAAGAUGAUAAUAAAUCAAUUCAACAAGGGCUCGAUAUAGUCGAACAAGAAAUAGAGCAAGAGCUGUCGAUCAAUGGGCGUUUAAGGGACCCUGAAGAGGAUAUUCAUUCCGUGGUGGAGAGGAGGCUGCGCGAGCAUGCCGGCGAGGCGGCGCUGCGCUUGCACACCGCACGCAGCCGCAACGACCAAUCCGCCACCAACACCAAACUCUGGAUGAUGAGCUCGCUAGAAAGAGUGCGGAGCGAAGUUAUUCAUCUCAUAUCUGUUCUGUUGAAACGAGCGCAAGAAGAGAUAAACAUCAUAGCACCGGGGUAUACUCACUUACAACGUGCUCAGCCAAUUCGAUGGAGUCACUUUUUAAUGAGUUACGCUUGGAUGUUUCGAGAUGACGUUUGCAGAUUAGAAGAACAAAUCAAUCGACUUUCAUCUUGUCCACUCGGCAGUGGCGCAAUUGCCGGUUGCGCUUUGCCUAUUGAUCGAAAGAAAUUGGCUGAAAGUAUGGGCUUUAAACAAGUUACGCCAAACUCAAUGUUUGCUGUUGGAUCUCGAGAUCAUAUUGUUGAAUUUCUAAAUUGGGCAUCGCUAUGCGGCAUUCAUCUCAGUAGACUGGCUGAAGAUCUGAUAAUAUAUAGCUCACAGGAGUUUGGCAUCGUAGAGCACUCAGAUCAGUUCUCUACAGGUUCAAGUCUCAUGCCUCAGAAAAGAAAUCCAGAUGGCUUGGAGCUUGUGCGUGGUGCCGCUGGUCUCUUACUAGGCGAUUCGUUUUCGUUCUGCUGCAUUCUAAAAGGCUUGCCAAGCACUUAUAACAAGGACUUGCAGUCCGAUAAGGAGAUACUUUUUAGAUCGUAUGAUCGACUGCUUGAUUGUUUAAAAGUAACGUCUGGGACAGUGUCUACCAUGAAGGUGAAUGGCAAAAAGGCGGAAAGUUUGUUGGAGCCUGGCAUGCUGGCCACCGACCUGGCGCACGCGCUGGUGCGGCGCGCGGUGCCGUUCCGCCGCGCGCACCAUCUGGUCGGCUCUGUGCUCCGCCGCGCUGCAGCACUGGGCGUAGACAUAAGACACUUGCCGCAUCGAGAGUAUGUCGAAAUAUGCCCUGAAUUUGGUUCAGAAGAAGAACUGCGAAAGAUCUUCUCGUGGGAGGCAAGUGUUGAGCAAUACACGAGCGAAGGCGGCACAGCGAGGGAAGCUGUGCUGUCGCAGAUACAACAACUUCAAAACUGGCUGCUAAACUACAAGGAUACUUGUGACAAGAUGCAAUAAAAUAAAUUUUGCUAUUAUAUAAACUACUUGUUUUGGCAUAAUUUCCUCCAUAAGAUCUACUCACACCUAAAGUUUUCGGAUUUUUUUUCUGUGCCCGAGAAAAGUAUGACUUCAUUAAAAAAAACAUGAUAUCAAAGCAACGAAAACAUGGUAUGAAAUCACGUUUUGACAUUCAUAGCUGUGUGAAAGAUUUUAGGCCGCAUUUACACGAGAGCUUUUUUAACGUCCGUUAAAAAAGCGUCCAAGUAUCUGUUCACACAUAAAAACCGUUGACGUGUGAACAUAUACUUGGGAAUACAUUUUGUUCUAUUUGACGCUUUUUUAAGGGACGUUAAAAAAGGUCUCGUGUAAAUGAGGCUUUAGGCACUGAUUUUUUGUAAUUUGUUUGAACGACUCCUGCGCCACUCAUUGUACGCAAGUGCCAAAAACAACUAUAUGAUAAUGACAUUAAUUUUGUGUAUUAUGGGAUAGGUGAAAUGCAUUUAAAAUAAAACACUCAAACUUUUUCAAAACAUAUAUUGUACCAUAUUAUUUAUAACUAAAUUUACCCUUUUGAAGUAUAUACUAUCGCAUUAAAGAUAUAUUUACAAUUUUACUAUAGUAACUAAUUACAAAAUAGUUUAGUAAUUAUUGAAAAUGUUACACACAAUUUUUCAAAAUGUUCAGGUAGUAAAGUAUUCCAAAUAAACUUACCAUUGAAUACCAAUUUAUUUGCGAUUUUAUCAUAGAUAGAAAAUGAAAAAUUUAUCUGUUUUCAGUCUGCAAUGUAUAUUGUUAUUUUAUAUUUAAAUUUUUUUAGUACUUAUUAAGGAUAUAUUAUAUUAUUUUAUAAUUCCUAACUUAUAAGUACAUUAUUUUAUUUAAGAUAAAUAACCUUAGCUGAUCAGCCACAUUUAGUAUACAAUAUACAUACUUUCAAAAUAAAAUGUACUAUACUAUAGAUGAUUUUUUUUUAUAUUAUACUUUUCUAUUUUUAAAGUUCUAUAGCCAAUUAAUAAGAUAAACAAUGUCUAUUUUAAGAAAAGAUGCUAUAUUUUUUUUAAAUCUCAAUGUAAAGGAAAACUCGAAACAAGAAACGAAGAAUAUAGUUGACGAGGAAACAAUUUGCUUGUUGCCUUAUUGUCAAAGUAUAUAAUAAAAUCAUGUUAAGUUUGAUGUGUUAACAUCGAAUGUAAUAUGAUUUUAAUUAUUAUUGAUGAUUUAAUGUUUACAUAUUUAUAAUAUAAUAUGGCCUUAAUAUCAUAAAUAAGUGAUAAUUAAGUGCCACUUCUCACAUCCUACUAAUUUUACAUACAAAAUGUAUAGGUACAUUUUAUGGGAUUGCAAAAAUUAAUUGUUUACAAUACAUAUUUUUUACAUCUCGGCGUUAGACGAACUACUACGACGAGAAAUACGCUACUUACAACAGACCAAUAUCUGAAAGCUACUUUUGCUGCAAGUAGUAAUUAGUGUAAAAUCAGGUAAAAAUAUUACUAACAGACCUAAGUUUAUAUGUAUUUUUAUAGGUACAUGAACAAAGGCAAAAACGUGAUGUUUUGAACAUUUCAAUGAAAUAUACCCAAUAUGUAUUAUAAAAAUAACCGUGUUCUUGGCAAUCACAUAAGUCAGAAUAAUUUACAUUUUGAUUUGCUCUUUUACUUCAUUGCUAGAGAAAGUCAUUCAACGAUAAUAUUAUUUACAUUAUUUAAAA